UGCCGAAAUCAAAAAGGGAUAAAAAAGAUUUCCUUAACGAAGACCGAUAAGAAGGGUCUAGCUUUGAAACAAAAAAUUGUGGAAGAUGUCAGGGAAUCAGUUGGAAAAUUUAAAAGUAUUUAUGUAUUUACCUAUAAAAACAUGAGAAACGAAACAAUGAAGGCUGUGAGACAGGAAUGGAAACCCAGCAAGUUUUUCUUUGGCAAAAAUAAAGUUAUUUCAAUAGGCUUGGGUAGGACACCAGAAGAAGAGGUUGAAGAUGAUUUACAUAAGUUAUCAGAAGUGUUGAAAGGCCAAUGUGGACUACUAUUCACAGACUGUACCAAAAAAGAAGUGAAGGAAUGGUUUGAGAGUUAUUCUGUGGGUGAAUAUGCUAGAUCAGGAUUUAAAGCGAAAACUACUAUUAAAUUGGAUGCAGGUCCUUUGAAACAGUUCUCACAUGCCAUUGAACCUUAUUUGAGGCAGCUUGGAAUGCCUACAAAACUAGACAAAGGUAUUGUUACAUUGAUCAAAGAUUUUGAAGUCUGUAAGACAGGUAGUGUCUUGACACCUGAGCAAGCUAAAAUUUUAGAAUUGUUGGAUCAUAGGAUAGCUACUUUUAAGCUCAUAUUGAAAGCCAAAUGGACUAGGGGCAAAGGUUUUGAAAAAUUCAAAGUUGAAGAUGAAGACGAGGAUGAAUGUGAAGAACAGAAUGAAGAUGAACAGAUGGAAGAGGACAAUUAG
This is a messenger RNA of Diabrotica balteata, 723 nucleotides long. The record is from the annotation of a GenBank genome assembly. Lineage: Eukaryota; Metazoa; Arthropoda; Insecta; Coleoptera; Chrysomelidae.